AUGGACGAGUCGUCGUUAGUCAAGGCGCAUGACCAUGCCAAAGCAGCUUCAAAUGCCCAGCACCAGUCCGAAACCACAGUAGCCAUCAACGAACACGCCCUCGCCGCCGGCGAGUUCGCCAACGCGGCCCGCGCGACGUCAAGUAUCGAGGCUUUGCGCACCCUGAAGCUCCUCGAAGAGCAUCACCAACGCCUUUCAGAACUCCUCAAGAUACCCUUUGACCGUCGCGGAAACCAUCACAUCUCCGAGACCAUCGACGAGAAGCAAGAAUCACAGUCCUCCGCUGUGAGCAACCUCUCCUCGCCGGACGAUGGCCGUACCAAGUUCGGAUCGGGCCAGCCCGCCGGCAGCCCGGUCGCCACCGCAAAGACUGUGCCGUCGCUGGCGCAGCAGCGCCGGUACCCCAGCCGUGAGAUGACGUCCUCCAUCGCGAGCAACCUUGCUUCGGCGCGAGGCAUCCGCGGAAGUAGGAGCCGGAGCCAGCCCAUCCCGCCGAGCGUUACAAACGACCAGGCGCCAGGGAACAUGGAGGUCCAGGCGCGGAGGGAUGGAUCGAGGACCAAGAUGCAAAAUGUCCUCGACCAGUCAGGCAAACCGGGAUGGAUACCGCCAACCGGCAACAGCGAGUCCUCACGAAGGGAGGCCGAGCCCAAAAAGGUCGAAGAGGCUGUCUCGCCGGCCAGCGACGACGGAUAUUCUCGCUUCUACAGCACCUUUGGCAGCAUCAUCAACCGUCUCUCUGCGCCCCUCGCCUUCGCCGGCCUGCCGCUCAUUACCGAAGAAUCCUCUUCCUCCUCGGUUCCCGAACCCGCCGAGACGCCACCAGAAGCGGCCCCGAUAAAGCGCAACAGGCUCAAACCGUCUCCGGCAGCCCCCGCCGAACCGGACCUCUCCAAGAUCUACUCCCGCGCGACCCUCCGCGCCAUCUCGGCAAACAAUCCCAACGACUCCUUCUACGUCGUCCCCACGAGCGGCCAUACAAUGUCCUACGCCAACAUCCUCAACUUCGCCGACAAGGAGAAGCGCCGCCUCGAGGCCUCGCUCCACAGCGGCGGCGGCGGCGGCGGUGAUAGCCUCAUCGAGGACGACGAGGACGACUUUGUCGACGCUCGCGAAUCUCCGUCAGUAGCACCGACGUCUCCUGGAGCGAGGCGCCGCGGUGCCAAGCCGCGUCCCGAGCAAAACCUCAAAAAUACCGUCGAGGAGCUCUACCUCGAGAACAGGGGCCUCAAGGACAUGCUCGACAAGCUCAGCCGGCGGCUCCACGCCUUCGAGGCCACGGCGCAGAACUCGAGCCUCGCACUGGCGGAGAGUAUUCGUCUGCGGCGGCCCGGAUCGCCGGCGUCCGCCGGGGGUGCGGGUUCCUCUACCAGCGGUGGCGGCACGUCGGGGAGCGAGGCCGUAUUGAGGGCGCGGAACAAGGAGCUGGAGGAGCAGAUGGCCACGGCGAUGCAGCGCAUGGAGGCGCUGGAAAAGGAAAACAGGUCGAUGGCGCGGACGCUGGAGAAGUAUCGCGAGAAGUGGGAGAAGCUAAAAGCCGGCGCAAAGGCGCGGCGUCAGGCGCAGGGGACGGCGGAGAGCGCAGAGGCGGAUGAGGCCGCGGCGGGUGCGAGCUGA
Molecule: messenger RNA, 1617 nt
Organism: Colletotrichum orchidophilum
Lineage: Eukaryota; Fungi; Ascomycota; Sordariomycetes; Glomerellales; Glomerellaceae
Exons: 2
Coding region: 1-1617 (538 amino acids)
Source: RefSeq, a predicted model, not a curated record